CAUGCUUCUAUCUUGGAGAGACAGCAAAUACCAGCCUGUACAGCUGGUUAGUCAGAGUGUGGAACUCCGGUGCUCUAUAGAUUCGAAUCGAUAAACACCGACUAGAAACUUGAAGAAUACGACUUUAAACCAAAGGAACGUGACCUGUAUGAAAACCGAACCCGAACUUUAAUUUCCCAGACUGUGAACGACAAAGUUCAGUUUUAAUGGUACAGCGAGCUACAUUAAGCUACAUUAACGACUACUAAAAUGCGACUUUGUCGACGUGCCGUGCGUUUCUCCUGCGAUCAUUCGAUAUUUUUAGAUUUUGAUACCGAACUAUUUCGUCCUGGAUCUAAUGCGAUUCGACAAAGAAGUUUUAUCACAACAUGCCGUUUUAACUCUUCUUUGCAAAACACCAUCAGUUGUUAAGCUUAAUGAUGUUCGUACAUUAAAGAUUAGCGCAAGAGUUCUGUCGUUGAAUAGUGAAAAUGAAUAACCUGUAAUUAUGUGUUGGAUUUUGAAAGCAAACUGAACUCAAUCUCAGCAUAAGUUGACUAACUCUUAACUAUCAGUCUGUCUUAUUGUUCAUUUUCCUUAAUUUAAGCUGAAUGCAUCAUGAAUAGAAACUUUUGCAAAUUGACUGUAUUACAUCCGUACCCAUUCACCCUCCUAAAUUACUCGUGAAAAAAAGACCACAAUAUCAUGGCACCUCCCAGCACACCUGGUAAAGGUGGUGUUUGGAAUCACAGGAUUCUUCCUGUUAUUAUUCCUUGUAUUCAGUGUUCUUAUGUCCAUCUGUAUAAGAUGGCAGAGGGGAAAAGGAGCCAGGUUGUUCUUUUAGAUAAUCACAACUUGGAUAUAUUGAUACAGCCCAAGCUCUAUGCUGGAGAACUCUUAGACAUGGUGGCAUCACAUUUUAGCUUAAAAGAGAAAGAGUAUUUUGGUUUAGCGUUUCUUGAUGAUACGUAA
Molecule: messenger RNA, 951 nt
Organism: Limulus polyphemus (Atlantic horseshoe crab)
Lineage: Eukaryota; Metazoa; Arthropoda; Merostomata; Xiphosura; Limulidae
Product: FERM domain-containing protein 4B-like
Exons: 3
Coding region: 685-951 (88 amino acids)
Biological process (GO): establishment of epithelial cell polarity
Cellular component (GO): cytoskeleton
Source: RefSeq, a predicted model, not a curated record